Paramuricea clavata is the source of this 9243-nucleotide messenger RNA. The record is from the annotation of a GenBank genome assembly. NCBI's taxonomy places the organism in Eukaryota, Metazoa, Cnidaria, Anthozoa, Malacalcyonacea, Plexauridae.
AAACAAUUUUUUCUCCCUCCCUUUUCACCUUCGGACAGCAGAAAUUUCCUCUUGGGGGAGGGUGGGGGGAGUGUGAUCUUUUCUGGAAUGACCCAAUUUUCUUUUAAACUCUUGAAAUCUUAAGUUAGUCUAAGAGUGAUAACAAACUUCGAUGAAAAGUUUUUGCACUUGCACAUGUUGACCACACUCAUAGUGAUGACACUUGCAAGAUGGCGAAUUUGCGUGUGCAUUUUUAAAUCAAUUUUUUUGGAAUAAGAUUUGGUUAACGUUGACUGACCUAUGACAAAUAUUGUGGCCUAAUACACGAAGAAAAGAAUCAUCGAAGAAAUAUAAAGGAAAUCAACCGAUUGAGCGUUGAAAAAUCAAGUAUGGCUUUGGCUCUCACAACACGUGUCGAUCUAUCAUUCUCGCGCUACCAAUUCGACGAAUUCAAGAAAAACACUAAAGCCCGUCAAGUUCCUUUCGAAGAAAUAGACUAUUCGAUAUACAAAACAACCUCCAACUGUAUCGCUUUUACUACUAGCGAAGAAAGAAUUACCACGUGGAUUAAAACGUUUUAUCUCCGCUAUUGUGCCGAAGCAAUCAAAGAUGGCGGCACAACACUUAAGUCAACAUGGGAUGAAACACCAGCUCAAAACGAUGCGACCAAAUCGGAAAAGAUAUCCAUUACAUUGUCGACUGAGGACGAGAAAACUCAAGUAAACAUUGUCACUAUAAUAAUCUACUGCAGUACUGGACGAAUCCAGAUUCAAGGUAAAUCAUUACGUGUUUGGGGUGACAGUGAAUUCCCUAUCAUCAAAGAUCUCGUCGACCAAAACGUUAGAAAUACAUCAAAUUUCACAUCAUCAAAGAACAUACAAUCUUUCCUAAAAACUGUCUCGCAACCCCCAAUGGAAAAUGAAUGUGACGUAACAAAUCCAGCAAUUAUCACAGUCACAACCGAAGACCUCCCUCCUCUUUCAAAUCCUUCAAACCCUUGCUGUGAAAAAUCCCUUACCACCAUGAAAAAUAACAUGGCGGACCUCGAAUCGAGCUUUGUAUCCUUCAAGCAAGAGAUCUUCAAAUCAUAUGAAGACCUUAAACAUGAUCUAACAUCCAAAGAUAAAGAAAUUAAUAUGUUAAAGAAGAGAAUUGGCAGUCUGGAAGCAACAAAUGAACUACUGCGAAAGGAUAAUAUUGAACUGAAUAGCUUAUCCAAAAAGCAGAAACAAAUUGAGAAAAAAGUUAGUAACACCAUUGACCAAUAUAAUAAACUCAAGAAAAAUAAUGAAGUGAACCUUACCCCCCAAACAGAAGAAUCACCCCAAUAUUCCGCGUCAACUGAAAAUGUUAUACCCAACAUUCCUACCCACAAUAUUUUUUCUCCCCUUAACGAGGAAAAUCCCAACCAUGACAUCUCAAUUAAUAUAUCACAAAGUUUGCAAGGUGAAACCAAGAAGGCCUCACCCAAAACAUUAGACGCAGAAACAGUCAUCCUAUGUGACUCAAAUGGGAGAAAACUCGACCCCAAACUGCUCUGCCCAAAUUCAUCCACCGAAUACCUAAAAUGUCCAACUCUAGAAUCAGCAAAUCAACUCAUAAACCAAUAUGAAUUCAAACAAACCAAGACCUUCAUUGUUCAUGUUGGUACAAAUGACAUUGAAAAGCUCCCAAUUAACAAAGUCACAGACCAGACAAGAUCUCUUCUUACCUCAAUUGGAAACAAAAAUCCUGAGGCACGGAUCCUGCUAUCAAAUCUCCUCCCUCGUAGUGAUGAACUCCUCCAAAAAGCACAGAACCUGAACAGAAACUUCCUCCAAAUCCCUACCGAAUUUAAAAAUGUUACCAACAUUGAACAUACAAACUUGUUCCAGUCGACAUCGAUCUUAUAUGAUAAAAAACACCUUAACGACAAAGGCAUCAAGAUAUUUGCUAAAGAACCUAAAGAGUGCAUUCUUUGGAACGCAGAAGACCCAUCGACACAUCAAAACCAAACGACAGUUCCACCCAGAUCCAAAUAAACCAUUCCUCCCAAAUCCACUACUCCACUCAAAUCCACUACUCCACUCAAAUCCACUACUCCACUCAAAUCCACGAGUCCACUACCCCACCCAAGUCCACUACUCCACCCAAAUACAUUCCCCCCUUCACACUUCCCCAAACCAUACUACAAUACUCCACCAUUCCAAAACUACGACCAUCACUUCCCACCAAUGGAAAGAAAUACAAAUCCAAACAGCCAGAAAAUAUCAUCAGAAGAUGCCAAAAAUCAAAAGAUCACAGAAAUUGCAAAGCUCCUCUAUGGUCUCUUCCAAUGAAAUAAAAAAGGUUGUAAGUAACAAAACACACUUUUCUUAAUAUAUAUAUAGAUUUGUAAAUAUAUAAUCUCUAGCACAUAACAUCUGUCAUAGGUCGGUCACCUUCUCCAAUCUUUUCCUAAAAUCCAAAUUGACCAAAAUUUACUCAAAUGUACUCCAGGCUAUCAUUUAGUGCUUGGAAUAUAAAUGGCCUGAAACAUAACACUAUCGGUAACAAGCUUACCAAUGGUGAUUUUAUACAAAAUAUAAAAGGUCAUGACUUGAUCUUCUUGACUGAAACAUGGUCCAAAGAGACAAACAGCAUUCCUGGUUUCAAGGCAGUAUCUACCAUUACGGCAACUCCCAGAUCCAAUCGUAGUUGCCGUUUGUCUGGUGGAAUUUCAGUCUUGUUUAAAAAAGAAUUGGAAACCUUUCUCUCAAUUGAAAAACAAACAAAAAAUUUCUUGUGGUGUCGAAUAGAUCGUACAAUUUUAAACCAAACAAAAGAUCUAUUUGUUUGUGGGGUCUACAUUCCGCCAGAAAUGUCUCCAUACUUUGAUGAUGAAAUAUUUGAAGAACUGGAAAAUGACAUUUUGAAUUUCUCCAAAAAAGGAAACAUAAUGCUGUUAGGGGACUUUAAUGCCCGUACCAGCAAUCUGAAAGAUUUUGUAUCAAAAGAAGGCAACACCUUCAUAAAUGACAUCUCUGAAACAUCUUUUGAACCAAAAAUCAGAGAAAGUUUUGAUAACUCUACUAACCAGCAUGGUAAAAGUCUUAUUGAAAUUUGCAAAAAUUGCAACAUGAGAAUUCUGAAUGGAAGAACUCUUGGUGACUCGUUUGGUAAACCCACUUCCCAUCACAAAAAUGGAACUAGUGUAGUUGACUAUAUAAUCUGUGACCAAGAGCUUACACAAACCAUCGAAAACUUUAUUGUCAAACCACCAACCUACUUAUCUGACCACAGUCAAAUUGUGACGUGGAUCAGAACAAAGCAACAUAUUAACUCAACUAGCAACAUAACUCCGACUCCCAUAUCUACUACUCAUAAACUCCCUUAUCAAUUUACAUGGGAAAAUAAUUCGCCGAUCUCAUUCACUGAAGCUUUAAAAUCAGUCGAAAUCCAACAAAAACUGGAAAGUUUAAUCAACUAUGACACUCCCCUCACAAAGGAAGGAGUUAACACAUUCGCUUCCAGAAUGGAAGAUAUUAUUUUGCAUGCCGGAAAGAGUUCCCUCCAAAUAAAAAAGACCAAAUUCAGAAACAAAAUAUCUAAUGUCUGUAAUAAGAAAUGGUUUGAUAAAGAAUGCCGUUUAAAAAGACAUUCAGUUAGGAAACUUGCCAACCAAAAACACCGUGAUCCCCUGAAUAACGAUAUAAGAAACGAAUACCAUUUUGCCCUCAAAAUUUACAAAAACACGUUAAAACGUAAAAAAGAACUUUUUCAUGAAAAAAAACUAGAAGAACUAGAAAGAGUGUCUGAAAAUGACCCAAACUCCUUCUGGAAAGUACUUAAGAACAUGAGUGAUGAACUCGAAGACUUUUCCUUUAAUAAGCCGGAUGUUACAGCCAGCAGUUGGCUAAAUCAUUUUGAAUCUCUGCACACAAAGCACUUAAUAGGCCCUGAACAGAUUAAUAUCUUACAAACGCUUAAAACUCUUGAAAUGGAACCCACAAAUAAUUUACUCGAUGAACCUAUUUCAGAAUACGAAAUUAUCAACGCUGCGAGGAAAUUAAAAAACAACAAAUCCGCGUACUCUGAUAAAAUAAGAAACGAAAUGCUCAAAUACAGUACAAACAUACUGUUACAAGGAUACAAAAAACUUUUUAACCUCAUACUAGAAACUGGUAGCUUCCCAGAUCAAUGGUGUGAAGGUCUGAUUAUGCCAAUCUUUAAGUCUGGUGAUAAAACUAACCCCAACAACUACAGAGGAAUUUGUGUGACAAGCUGUUUCAGCAAAUUCUUCUGUAUUAUCCUUAAUGACCGCCUAAGCAAUUUUAGUUACCAACAAAGCUUAAUACAUCCAUCGCAAAUUGGAUUUCAGUCUGGUCACCGAACUGCAGACCAUAUUUUUACUUUGAAAACACUAAUUGACAAACAAGUAGAACAAAACAAAGGUAAAAUUUAUGCAUGUUUCGUGGAUUUUAAAAAAGCCUUUGACUCUAUUUGGCACGAAGGUCUUUUUUUGAAAUUACUUGAAAAUAAAAUUGAUGGUCAGUUUUACAGUCUUAUUAAGAGUAUUUAUUCUAACUCGAAAUGUGCAAUCAAACAAAACAACAUCAGAACCGAUUUUUUCACUUAUUCUAAAGGUGUACGUCAAGGAUGUAUACUAAGCCCCCUUCUUUUCAAUAUUUAUAUAAAUGAAAUAACGACCUUAUUUAAAAACACCAAUUCGGACCCAUUUAUACUGCCAAACGGAACAGAACUGAGCUGUCUUCUUUACGCAGAUGAUCUAAUUAUACUAUCUAAAUCAAAAUUCGGCCUCCAGAAGUGUCUGGAUAAACUCCAUAGCUGGAGUAAGAAGUGGCUAAUGGAGGUAAACCUAAAGAAAACCCAAAUUAUGAUUUUUGAAAAAAGGAAAACAAAAAAAGCGAAGCCAAUUUUCACACUAGGAAAUGAAAAGAUAUCUGUUGUACAGGAAUACUGUUACCUAGGCAUAAAGCUUAAUCACAAUGGUAAUUUUUCCUUGGCCAUCAAACAGCUGAGUGAAAAAGCCCUGCAUGCGCUCUAUAGCAUCAGAAGACGGCUCAACCUACACCAACUUAACCCCAAAUCUGCUAUUAAAAUUUUCGACAGCAUAAUUUGCCCCAUUCUUCUGUACAAUGCAGAAGUUUGGGGUGUAUAUAUCAAAAACGAUUUUAUCAAUUGGGAUAAACUGCCGGUUGAAAAAGUACACCUAAAAUUCUGUAAGCUCUACCUAGGCGUUGGCAGAAAGACGAGUAAUAUCGCCUCAAGAAGCGAACUUGGAAAAUAUCCAUUAAUUAUCAAUGUAUUCAAAAGAAUCUUCAAGUACGUCACUCAUCUUAAUUCACUUCCUGAAACAACCAUUUCAAAACAAGCUUUCCUCAUAUCAAAAGAUUUAUUUAUUAAAAAGAGCAAUUCUUUCUAUGGAAAAGCAAUGGAUAUAGUGAAAACCUUGAAUUGUAAUAGAGCAAUCCCUGACCUAGAUUCACUUACAACCAAACUAGUUGAAUCAUGCGUUAAAGAUACUAAAGAAAACUACCAGAGAUUCUGGAGACAUAAACUUGAAAACUCAUCCAAACUUACCUUCUACACAAGCAUAAAGGAAGACUAUGAGCUUGAAACUUAUUUGACUACCAUAACUAAUUCAAACCAAAGAAAUCGUUUAACACAGCUCCGACUAAGUAACCAUAAACUAAUGAUUGAACUCGGUAGAUACGAAAACAUUCCGCGAGAAGACCGAAUAUGCAAGGUCUGCCAGGCAGGAGAAAUUGAAACGGAACAUCACUUCCUAACAUCCUGUGAAGCCUAUAGUAGUCUCCGAGAAAACUUUUUAAAUGACUUGGAAAGUGAUCCCACCAAUGAAACAGAUUUAAACGAACACAGUUUAUCAGUUGAGAUAAUGAAAUCAACUGAUAAAGAAACCGUGAUAAAAUUAUCAAAAUUUAUCUCUUUAUGUUUUGAGAAGAGAUCUAAAUGCCUUGAAGCUCGGAAUGCUGACAGUCAAUAGGCUAUCGAACUAACUCCCAAACUUCUUCAAUUACAUAUACUGUAUACUGUAAAUAGAGUAUUCAUUUGUUAACUAUGCCUUUCUUUAUAUCAAUAACUUCAUUUUUAUUUCUUGUAUUACUCACAGUGUCAUAUUACCACAGAACAUUUUGCAUUUGUAACUAUUUAUAAUUAACUAAUAAGCUUUAGCAAUACUUGUAUGUGAAGUCAUGCUAAUAAAGCCAUUUGUUACUGUUACAUCAUGCCUUAGGAGCAUGCGCACUUGUAAGAUAGAAGCUAGACAUGUGUUUAUGCAUCGAAGGAGUACUAUAUUACAUUUGGCGACGAGGACAAAAAAUAAUAAUAAAAUAUGGCAAAAGCCAUACCCGAUUUCGAACCAUUUAUAGUUUAUGGGAACGACACUUCGAGUUCUUCUAUUGCCACUCGCUGGAAAAAAUGGUUGCAACGUUUUAACAAUCUUAUGGUCGCUAUGGAUAUAUCGGCAAAGAAACGGAAACGUGCUUUACUUAUACACUUGGCUGGAUCACAAGUUUACGAUAUCUUUGACACAUUUACCGCCGAACAGAAAGGUUCUGAGGAUGAUUUUGACACCGCUGUGAAAUCACUUACAACUUAUUUCGAGCCUAAAAAGAAUACGGAGUAUGAAAUCUACAAAUUUCGCCAAGCUAGCCAACGCCAUGACGAAAAGCUCGAUUCUUACCACACUCGCCUUCGACACCUUGCUUCCACGUGUGAAUUUGCAGACAUGGAUCGCGAAAUUAAAACACAAAUUGUCCAAACGUGCACGUCCCAACAGCUUCGACGAAAAGCCCUUCGUACUGAAAUGACUCUCCAACAACUUUUAGAUCAAGGCCGAGCCUACGAACUAUCACACCAACAAGCUCAGGAAAUGGAAAAUAACAACACAGAAUCAGUCAACCAGAUGAAAACUGCUGCAACACGAAAUUACUUUUCGAAGAACUUCAACUCACAACGUCAAGGACCAAGACAAGAAUCAACGAAACUAUGUUAUUUUUGCAGCAAACCCUAUCCUCAUCCUGGCGUAUGUCCAGCAAAAGGGAAAACGUGUCGACUUUGCGGGAAAUUGAAUCACUUUGCCGUCGCAUGCCGUUCAUCUCCACAAAAACAACAACAUCGCCACCAUGAAAGUGACAAACGUCAGACGGUUAAAUAUGUAAACGAAGAAAUCGCAAGUGACAAUACCAGUGAACACUCCGAGUCGGAUGAAUAUACGUUUAUGGUGCAAGAUACAGACGAAAAUACCAAACAUCCAAUGGUUAACUUACGGAUUCAAAACCUAGCCAAAGUUAAAUUCAUUAUUGACACUGCAGCGACAGUUAAUUUACUCGAAGAAAAGGAUUUUGAAGCCCUCAAACCGGAAAUAAUAUUGCAACACAGUUCUAUCAACAUCUACCCCUACAAGUCCGAUAAACCCCUCCGUGUCCUUGGAAAGUUUACUGCUACUGUAGAAUCGCGGAAACGAAUUGAUGCUGCCGAGUUUUUUGUCGUUAGCAACAACGGUCGCCUUGGAGGUUCUUUGUUAUCCUACAAUACUGCAAAGCAUCUUGGUUUGAUUGCAAUUACUAACGCUGUGGACACUGCUAAGAACACAACUGUAUCCUGCAAUGUUGCAAUACCUGAGGAAUUAUUCAAUGGCGUUGGAAAAUUAAAAGAUCAUAAGGUGAAGCUACAUAUUGACGAAUCAAUUCCACCCGUUGCUCAAACCCAUCGGCGGAUACCAUUCCAUCUACGGAAACAGGUGGAGAAAAAGCUUGAAGAGAUGGAAAAGGAUGACAUCAUCGAGAAAACAGAAGGUCCAACGCCCUGGGUUUCUCCAAUCGUUGUGCCGAAACCCAAAAGUCCAAACGAUGUUAGAAUUUGUGUGGAUAUGCGGGCUGUCAACAAGGCAAUCCAGCGAGAACGUCACAUAACCCCCACCAUAGAUGACGUCAUAGCAGAUCUAAAUGACGCUAAAGUAUUUUCAAAGCUUGACCUCAAUCAAGGUUAUCACCAACUUGAACUCUCAGAAGAAUCACGCUAUAUUACCACGUUUAGCACCCAUGUCGGCCUGAGGAGAUAUAAGCGCCUUAAUUUCGAAGUAACCUCUGCAGCUGAAAUUUUCCAAAAUACUAUUCGAGAAACUCUUGAAGGUCUCAACGGCUGUAUUAACAUCAGUGAUGACAUCUUAGUCUAUGGAUCCAACCAAAAAGAACAUGACAACAACCUUAAAUCUGUAUUGGAACGUCUUCAGUCUCGUAACCUAACAUUAAAUAAGCUGAAGUGUGAAUUCAACAAAACCAGCGUUGAAUAUUUUGGAUAUGUAUUCUCAUCGCAGGGCAUUUCACCUGACCCUCGCAAAGUGGAAGCUAUACGCAACUCCCAACCUCCAUCCAAUCCAAACGAAGUCCGAAGUUUUCUAGGUAUGGUCAACUUUUGUGCCCGAUUCAUCCCAAACCUUGCGACACUAGCUAAACCAUUACGAGACCUGACAAAACAGCAUGUCAAGUGGAAAUGGACCAGUACUGAACAACAUGCUAUGGACAGUAUCAAAUCCGUGUUAACCAGUGAAACAACAAUGGCUUAUUAUAAUCCCUCGCACAAAAUUGAAGUUCUUGUAGAUGCAAGUCCAGUUGGUCUUGGUGCUAUACUUGUCCAAUAUCCUACCACUAGAGAUCACAGUGCUUCGCCACGUAUUGUCAGUUAUGCCAGUCGGGUAUUAACUCCUGCAGAGACUCGCUAUUCACAAAUUGAGCGAGAAGCUCUGGCUAUUGUCUGGUCAUGUCAUAAAUUUCAUCUACAUUUAUAUGGUACCCAAUUCUCUGUUAUUACUGAUCACAAGCCACUGGAACGUCUUUUCAACGACCCACAAAGCAAACCACCUGCUCGUAUUGAACGAUGGUUAUUAAAGGUACAGCCAUAUCGUUUUAAUGUUCAGUAUCAACCUGGUUCUGACAAUCCAGCCGACUUUAUGUCCCGCCAUCCGUUGCCAUCAUCACCUACCAGCCAUGAGGAGAGAUGCGCUGAAGAAUAUGUUAAUUUCGUUUCAAUGCAUGCUGUUCCCAAGGCCCUUACGCUGGAAGAAAUCAAAGAAGCCACAAAAGCUGAUACCACAGUUCAAGCUGUCAUUCAAGCAAUUCAAACCAAACAGUGGCAUAAUGCGAAACUCCAACCUCGUGUUGAUCGCAAGUCGGUAGAAUGUUUUUUUUCACAUCCAAAACGAACUGUCAGUUAACAGUGAUCAAAGUCUCCUCCUACGUGGUACCCGUAUAGUCAUACCAA